UUUUGCAAAAAUCCUUGCGGGAAAGUGAUUUCCUUCCACACUGGUACCACCAAUCACCCAAAUCGAUCAUUCAACAUUCAACCAUCGACUCCAAAGCAAGCUGAGCAUCCUUUGAUUGCAAGUUCUUGAGAAGUUGUCAUAUUGCUUCAUUGAGAUCUGCCUCACAAUCUCGGACACAGACAAGUACCAACACAGCCAGAGCACCAAAAAUCAUCAUGCCUUCUAUCUUUAUGAACGAUAAUGUGGAACUCCGACAGAAGAUGAUUCCACAGAAUGGUAUCUCCAAGCUAUCCUUCUACCUCAGCUGUGCCACCAAGGCAUGUGGGUUGAAUAUCAUCUCCGACUGGAAACUGCUAGACUUUCAAAGAGCCCACAAGCGAAGAAGGACACGACAAGAGGAAAUUUUGAGGUUGGCAAUCUCAGUGCAUGACAUCAGGACCUUUCUCAACAAGACAAUCUUUGUUGUUGCAGACGAUCAUGAGCUCCUCAAGAGCGGCGCUUGCUCGAACCUUUUCUGCAGUCUCGACUCGAUUGCUUCGGCGCUCGGUGUCGAGGUGAAUUCCCAAGUUACCCUUCGCAAACACAACGUCAAGGUCGACAAGGCCAUGGUUUGCAGUAAAGGCUGGUUGGACGAAUACUAUUAUGGUCCACUCAAAGUCAAUCGAGUUCGACUCGCUGGGAUCCUCAGUGGUGGUGACGAGCCCUCUCGUGCGGCCAUUAUGCUGGUCCAGUCGAUGUUGGGCCGCCUCGAGAUCGAAAGUAAGCAUUGCGAACAUUGCCGAGGACUUGACGGUGGAGCAUGUUCCUGCACUGAAGGUUGUUCCCGUUCGGCGCACAGCCAAUGUCGAAUGGUGAGCAUUGGCUGCAACGGUUGCCGCCAACGAAUCCAGCCUGGAACAGCCGCCAGGUUCCAAUGCACCACCUGUGACGACUGUGACUUGUGCCAAGAAUGCUACAAUGAUGGAGUACACGAUCAAACCCAUGCCUUUCGCUGUAUCUCUCGUGCAGGAUGCUUGUCUGUGGUGCUUGGUCCUCGCCUGCAAGUGGUGGGGCCAACCAUCAGCCAACCGUUUUAUCCAGGCAAACAGUUGCCUCAUCAGUGUCUUCCCUGCACGCCCCUGGAUCAGCCGGAAAUCCCCACUGCCAUGGCCAUUCCAGCUGGUAGUAAAGCAGAAGAACAAGAAGAAGCAGAGCAGCCUGGUACCGGACAUCAAGAGUCACGCUUGAAGGACGCUGCCGAUCCAGCCCAAGACAAGGUCCUGGAUAAGAACAUCAUCGAGGCAAUGUGCAUGAUUGUGGUCACCCCAAGAAUCAGUGAAGUCACUGAUACGAUUCCGGUCCAGCUUUUGGAUGAAAAAGUGAUCAAAGUUGGACCGGAGAACUGCCAAGUAGUUGAGCAAGUGUCUUAAUUUAAAAAAAGAUGAAUAACCACGCAGUUCUGCCAC
Molecule: messenger RNA, 1445 nt
Organism: Seminavis robusta
Lineage: Eukaryota; Bacillariophyta; Bacillariophyceae; Naviculales; Naviculaceae
Source: the annotation of a GenBank genome assembly